This is a messenger RNA of Centruroides sculpturatus (bark scorpion), 2179 nucleotides long. Its product is annotated as nose resistant to fluoxetine protein 6-like. Gene Ontology annotation, molecular function: acyltransferase activity, transferring groups other than amino-acyl groups. The record is from RefSeq and is a predicted model, not a curated record. The transcript is spliced from 15 exons. The coding region runs from base 1 to 2040 and encodes 679 amino acids. Lineage: Eukaryota; Metazoa; Arthropoda; Arachnida; Scorpiones; Buthidae.
AUGGGUAGAGACGUCCCCACCGUGUUCAACCGUUGUCAGCAAUGGUGUAGAAGAUACUUCUACCAGAAACCGGGCUUCCUGGAUAUUGGAGGGAGAAAAGUUUUAACACGAUUUUUUUUAGUGCUUGAUUCUGCAGGAAAAGCAUCAGGGAUUUUUAGUGGAAAAACAUGGUUACACGGAGAUUACGAUCAAUGCUUAAAUAUUAAAGUUGGAGAUAAUAAAAAAAGGAAUUCUAAUCGAAAAAUACACACAAUUUAUGGAAAAUUUUGUGUUGUAAAUUUCGGAUUUAAUUCAUAUAAAUUUAAGGAUUUACCAAAAGAUGCUCACAAUAGAAAAAUUCUUCGAUUAUUCGAAAAUGUUAUAAAACCGUAUCCAAUAAAUCAACUAUAUGAACUCCUUAGUUAUAAAAAGCCAGCAUUUCGUUUGGAUUUAUGCAUUCCAAGUACAUGCAGUCGAGAAGAUUUAGAAAAUAUGUUACAAUGGGCAUUCGAAGAUCCUUAUUUAGCGAAAGUAAGAUUUUGCAAAGUAAAAGACGAGAAGAUUACACUUUCUACAGCUCAAAUAAUUUGCAUAAUUGCACUUAGUAUCUUUAUCACGUGGGUUAUUAUUGGAACAAUUCUCGAAACUGUGUUGAAAAUUAAAGUAAUGAAUGCUCCUUGCGAUAAGGGCAAUUUUCUACAGAAUUUAGUUUCAGUUUCGAUAUGUAAAUCAACUGGAAAGCUUUUCAGUGCCGACUUCAAUGGAAAAACGAGCUUCUUUUGUGGAAUGAAAUUCCUUCUUGUGUGUGUUGUUGUAUUUGUUCAUAUACUUAUACAUUCGGGAUUGGUAUACACAACAACAGGAAAUUUAUUCAACAUAGUGAAUAUUUCUGAUGAUGUUCCUGUAGAAAUUUCAUCUCAAGGAAUGUCUUUGAUUGAAACAUUCUUCUUUCUGAGCGGAUUUUUAACAUUCUAUUUACGAAGAAACGAAGAAGAAAACUCCACAUUGAACUACUUCAUGUUUUUCAUCAAGAGAUACCUAAGAUUGACUUUUCCUUUGCUCUGCGUAUUGGCAUUCUUCAUUAUUUUGCCACUUGCUGGCGAAGGACCUCAUUGGGAUCUCGUAUAUCGAGAAGCAGAAAGUGCAGAAGUGCACUGGUGGCGGUACAUUCUUCAUAUUCAGAACUUAUACAACAUGCCUCUAGAUUUUUUUAUACAUUUAUGGUUCGUUAACGCGUUGAUGCAGUUGACAAUAAUCACUGUUCCUUUAUUGUACAUCUAUGACAGGUGGCCAAAAUUAGGAAGUGCAAUAUUAGGUAUUCUGAUGGUUGCAGGAGUCAUAUCACACGUCUGUCAGUCUCUAAUUACGAAAUAUGUCACGAUCGUCGGUUUAUCAAUAAAUCUUGAAAAACUUGAAAAUCUCUUCCUCCAUAUCUAUGAAAAACCAUACUUCACACAUCUCAGUUCUUACUGCUUGGGAUUAUUAAUGGGAUACGUUUUAUCUAAAAAGAAACAAGUAAAUCUGCGAAAGAUGAUUGUUGUUUCGUGUUGGAUUACGACAACUGGUUUGAUUGGGUUAAUCUUCUUCGGUUUGCAUAAUUAUAGAACUGUCGCUGCUCCAAACGAAUCAAUUAUUUUUGCGCAUCAGAUUCUUUCUCCAAUUGCGUGGAUAGUGGUAACAGCUUGGAUAUGUGUUGCCUGCUUAUCAGGAAACGGAGGUGUGGUGAAUAAGUUCCUGUCAUUGGAAUUCUUCGUUGUAAUGGAUCGUCUAACAUUAUGGAUUUAUCUUUUGCAUCCUGUAUUUAUUCUUUAUCUUUUUGGGGAAUUUAGGAGUCCACAACCAUUUACGGAAAUAAAUCUGUGGAUGACGUUCCUAUUAGUGAUGCUACUCUCUGUAAUUGCAUCAAUUUUCUGCUACAUCUUUUUACAAAUUCCGUUCACAUUUAUUCUAUUCAAAGUAGUUUUAUUAAAAAAUUCUAGAAGGAAUAUUCAUUGUAACGAUGAAAAUGUAAAAAUGGAAACAUUAAGAAUACAGGAAUUACCAAUUCGUAACACAAUAUAAGAAAUGUACCGAUAUUUGAGGAACGAAGAGAUGAAAUGCACCCAAACUAUCGAUGAAUCAGCAUUCAACUUCAUGUAAAAGUCAUAAAUAUAUGUACAUAAAAUAAACAAUAAAUAAAUAAAAUUUUCCAUAAACAUUA